Acanthamoeba castellanii str. Neff is the source of this 1167-nucleotide messenger RNA. Its product is annotated as mucin, putative. The record is from RefSeq and is a predicted model, not a curated record. The annotation marks the transcript as partial. Gene Ontology annotation, molecular function: protein binding. Lineage: Eukaryota; Discosea; Longamoebia; Acanthamoebidae. The transcript has 8 exons.
AUGCACCACCGUCAUCUUUUCGGUUUCGUCUUCGUUCUUUUCUGCGUCGUCGCGGCCGCGCUAGUGCCACGCGCGGAGGCCUACGGCGAGCCCGUCUCCAGCCGCCCCUCCUACCAGGAACGCACCGUGGGUGCCCUCAUCAACGCCGCACGCGUCGGUCCGUCCGGGUUCGCGGCGGCCUACAUGGCCACGGCGGGCUACCCGGCGUCGGGCAUCGCCGACGGGCUCCCCGCGCAGCUGCCGCUCUACUUCGACCCCAAGCUCUCCGAGGCCGCGUCGGGCCACUCCCAGGACCUCGCCAACAACUGCCACGCGGUUCAGUUCAAUAGCUGCGACGGCACCGCGUGGUACACUCGCGUGCGCAACAUCUACAGCUGCACUGGACUCGUGGGCGAGGGCCUGCAGUACGCCUACAGCGGCGACCCGCUGACGGCCGUGAGCGAUGGCGUCUGCGGGUGGAACCAGGACGCCAGCGGCAACUACGUCUGCUGUCCCGCGAGUGGCAAGACCAGCAGCGGCAGCACGUGCAAUGGACUGCGCAACAUGUACCUGUCGUCGAGCUACAGCCGCUUCGGCGUGGGCUACGGCGCCGACGCCCAGACCGGCUACUACUACUGGACGACCGACUACGGCGCGUGCAACACGGAGACCUACGCCAAUCCGAUCGCGUCCGGCUCGCACCUGAUCCAAUCGGGCAACGUGCGGUUCUUCGCGGCCUACUACGACGCCGUCGGCGCGCCCCAGAGCGCCAAGGUCUUCGUCGGCGGCUCGCCCCUCGACCUCGCCCUCGACGCCGGCACCGGCAACCAGGGUAACUACUACGCCGUGUCGGCGGCCGGGAGCGGGUGCAGGUCGUACUACUUCCAGUUCACGUCGGCCAGCGGCGGCGUCUACCGCCUCCCGGAGACGGGCUACUUCAACACCUUUGGCGAGGGCUCGUGCUCGACCGACUGGACCUCGACUCCCGUGGGUGGAACGGUGACGACCGUGCCGGAUCCGCCCCAGAAUGUGGCGGUGAGCGGCGUCACGACGUCGUCGGCCACCAUCUCGUGGGCGGCCCCGGCCACCGACGGCGGCAGCGCCCUGACCGGCUACACCGUCUACAUCCGGGCCUACGGCACCGAGUUCCCCGCCGAAGUCACUGGCGGCACCAGCAUCACCUUCACC